AAAAUUUUCUUACUUGAGCUGAAGCCAUAGGUGUUUCCUGCUGUGUUUCUGAAGCCAUUUGACGGCGGCGUUAGAACGAUAAUACCGCGUUUCUCUGUUCCCGUCGUGUCAUUCAGACGCAGGGAUCACGAGGCCACUUGAUGAUGUGGAAAGCGUCUGCAGGCCACGCCGUGUCCAUCACCCAGGAUGACGGGGGAGCCGACGACUGGGAGACAGACCCCGAUUUUGUGAAUGACGUGAGUGAAAAAGAACAGAGAUGGGGGGCCAAAACCGUGCAGGGGUCCGGGCACCAGGAGCACAUCAACAUCCACAAGCUGAGGGAGAAUGUUUUUCAAGAACACCAGACGCUCAAAGAGAAGGAGCUGGAAACAGGACCCAAGGCCUCGCACGGCUAUGGAGGGAAGUUCGGCGUGGAACAGGACAGAAUGGACAAAUCGGCUGUCGGCCAUGAGUACCAGGCGACGCUUUCCAAGCACUGCUCCCAGGUGGACUCCGUCCGGGGCUUCGGAGGCAAGUUUGGCGUCCAGCUGGACAGGGUUGACCAGUCUGCCGUGGGCUUUGAAUACCAGGGGAAAACCGAGAAGCACGCCUCCCAGAAAGACUACUCCAGCGGCUUCGGCGGCAAGUUCGGCGUGCAGGCCGACCGCGUGGACAGGAGCGCCGUGGGCUUCGACUACCAGGGCAAGACGGAGAAGCACGAGUCGCAGAAAGAUUACUCCAAAGGUUUUGGUGGCAAGUAUGGCGUCGACAAGGACAAGGUGGACAAAAGCGCUGUCGGCUUCGAAUAUCAAGGCAAAACGGAGAAGCACGAGUCCCAGAAAGACUACGUGAAAGGGUUUGGAGGGAAAUUCGGUGUGCAGACAGACAGACAAGACAAGUGUGCUCUGGGCUGGGAUCACCAGGAGAAGCUGCAGCUGCAUGAGUCCCAGAAAGACUACGCCAAAGGCUUCGGCGGGAAGUACGGCGUGCAGAAGGACCGCAUGGACAAGAACGCCGCCACCUUCGAGGAUGUCGCCAAGGUGUCCUCCACGUAUCAGAAGACGAUCCCGGUCGAAGCAGUCAACAGCAAAACCAGCAACAUCAGAGCGAACUUCGAGAACCUCGCGAAGGAGAAGGAACAGGAAGAUCGGCGGAGGGCGGAGGCGGAGAGGGCGCAGAGGAUGGCGAGGGAGAGGCGGGAGCAGGAGGAGGCCCGGAGACAGCUGGAGUUACAGGAGCAAGCCAGAGCCCAGAAGCACACCCCGCCGGCGUCCCCCACCCCGCAGCCGGCCCAGGACAGGCCGCCUUCCAGCCCCGUCUACGAGGACGCGGCCUCGUUCAAAGCCGAGCCGAGCUGCAGAGCCCCCACGAGCCAGCCCGAGCCUGUGUACAGCAGGGAGGCCGCCGACUACCGCGAGGCUGGCGGUCAGCAGGGCCUGGCCUACGCCCCUGAGGCCGUCUACGAAACCACGGAGGCCCCGGGCCACUACCAGGGAGAGGAGAACACCUACGACGAGUAUGAGAAUGACCUGGGCAUCACGGCCAUCGCCCUGUACGACUACCAGGCCGCGGGCGACGAUGAAAUCUCCUUCGACCCUGACGACGUGGUCACCAACAUCGAGAUGAUUGACGACGGCUGGUGGCGUGGGCUGUGCAGGGGCAGGUACGGGCUCUUCCCGGCCAACUACGUGGAGCUGCGGCAGUAGACCCCGCCCCGCCCCCGGGCCGCGCCCUCCUCCUGUGGGCUUUGUUCAGGGCGGGCGGGGCGCAUACAUACUGCUUUUAUAUUUAAUACUGUCGGCGAUGCUUUUGAAAACGUUUAUGCCACAGAAUUUGCUAAUAUAUUGUAAUCGUGUUCUUUAGGAGGACUUUGGGAAUGGUUUUUACGCAUUUAAGGUAUUCUCUUUUCUUGCCAAAUUGACUGUCGCGUGGAGCCACUUCAGGGGCCUUUAGUUCCCCUGAGUGCAUGCUGUCCUUGCUGAUCAGCAGGCCAGGCCCCACAACAAACGUGAGACCUUUCACUUCAUCGCCUGCCGCUGUGACGAUGGCCGUGUGGGUGUCACUGUCCCGGAAGGCAGCCCCGUGGGCCCCGGUGCUGGGGGCAGUCGGGGAGGCCGAUGGAAAGGGUGCUGAGGGAGACUGUAGCAGGCACGGGGCUUUAGUGCCAGGAGGGGAGCCUUCUGUACUGCGACAUCCCACUUACUUGAGUUUGGCCCUCGGUCCUUUGCCUC
Messenger RNA from Pteropus alecto (black flying fox), 2210 nucleotides. RefSeq names its product cortactin (gene CTTN). The transcript has 16 exons. NCBI's taxonomy places the organism in Eukaryota, Metazoa, Chordata, Mammalia, Chiroptera, Pteropodidae. Gene Ontology annotation, cellular component: focal adhesion; plasma membrane; lamellipodium. Bases 141 to 1685 code for a protein of 514 amino acids. Gene Ontology annotation, molecular function: actin filament binding. Gene Ontology annotation, biological process: regulation of actin filament polymerization. The record is from RefSeq and is a predicted model, not a curated record.